Molecule: messenger RNA, 1661 nt
Organism: Oryza sativa Japonica Group (Japanese rice)
Lineage: Eukaryota; Viridiplantae; Streptophyta; Magnoliopsida; Poales; Poaceae
Source: RefSeq, a predicted model, not a curated record
GGUCUUUCAACUCACAUCAAUUAGCUUAAGUUUCCAUUAGCAACUGCUAAUAGCUAUGGCAACUACCAUUUUCUCUCGUUUUUCUAUAUACUUUUGUGCUAUGCUAUUAUGCCAGGGUUCUAUGGCCCAACUAUUUAAUCCAAGCACAAACCCAUGGCAUAGUCCUCGGCAAGGAAGUUUUAGGGAGUGUAGGUUUGAUAGACUACAAGCAUUUGAGCCACUUCGAAAAGUAAGGUCAGAAGCUGGGGUGACUGAGUACUUCGAUGAGAAGAAUGAAUUAUUCCAAUGCACAGGUACUUUUGUCAUCCGACGUGUCAUUCAACCUCAAGGCCUUUUGGUACCUCGAUAUAGCAAUACUCCUGGCCUGGUCUACAUCAUUCAAGGGAGGGGUUCUAUGGGUUUAACCUUCCCCGGUUGCCCAGCGACUUAUCAGCAACAAUUCCAACAAUUUUCGUCUCAAGGCCAAAGUCAAAGCCAAAAGUUUAGGGAUGAGCAUCAAAAGAUCCAUCAAUUUAGACAAGGAGAUGUUGUUGCACUCCCAGCUGGUGUUGCACAUUGGUUCUACAAUGAUGGUGAUGCAUCGGUUGUUGCCAUAUAUGUUUAUGACAUAAACAACAGUGCAAAUCAACUUGAACCAAGGCAAAAGGAGUUCCUAUUAGCUGGUAACAACAAUAGGGUUCAACAAGUAUAUGGCAGCUCAAUUGAGCAACACUCUAGCCAAAACAUAUUCAACGGAUUCGGUACUGAGCUACUAAGUGAGGCUUUAGGCAUCAACACAGUAGCAGCAAAGAGGCUGCAGAGCCAAAAUGAUCAGAGAGGAGAGAUCGUACAUGUGAAAAAUGGCCUUCAAUUGUUGAAACCGACUUUGACACAACAACAAGAACAAGCACAAGCUCAAUACCAAGAAGUUCAAUAUAGUGAACAACAACAAACAUCUUCCCGAUGGAACGGAUUGGAGGAGAACUUCUGCACAAUCAAGGCAAGAGUAAACAUUGAAAAUCCUAGUCGUGCUGAUUCAUACAACCCACGUGCUGGAAGGAUUUCAAGUGUCAACAGCCAGAAGUUCCCCAUCCUUAACCUCAUCCAAAUGAGUGCUACCAGAGUAAACCUAUACCAGAAUGCUAUUCUCUCACCAUUCUGGAAUGUCAAUGCUCAUAGUUUGGUCUAUAUGAUUCAAGGGCAAUCUCGAGUUCAAGUCGUUAGUAACUUUGGAAAGACUGUGUUCGAUGGUGUCCUUCGCCCUGGACAACUAUUGAUCAUUCCACAACAUUAUGCUGUCUUGAAGAAAGCAGAGCGUGAAGGAUGCCAAUAUAUUGCAAUCAAGACAAACGCUAACGCCUUCGUCAGCCACCUUGCAGGAAAAAACUCAGUAUUCCGCGCCUUACCAGUUGAUGUGGUCGCUAAUGCUUACCGCAUCUCACGGGAGCAAGCCCGAAGCAUCAAGAACAAUAGGGGAGAAGAGCACGGUGCCUUCACUCCUAGAUUUCAACAACAAUACUACCCAGGAUUCUCGAAUGAGUCCGAAAGUGAGACUUCAGAGUAAUGUAACUGAGAACUAGUUCUGGCAUAUAGCAAAAUAAAACACCACAAGUAUGAAUCUUGGUGGUGAUUCUAUUCUAUAUCAACAUUAAAUAAAGGUGACAUAUUUCUUACUUUACCUA